AUGGGAUUGUUAUAUAAGGGUUCCAAACUCCUGAACACAAUUCUGGAUUCCCUGGAAGAUCAAGAGGGUGGAGCUAUGUACAUAUCGUGCGAUGUCUCAAACGGCGGUCCUGUGGAACCAGAGACGGGCUAUGUGCCCAACAAUCCCCUGUUCGGCUUGGCGCUGGACAGCCCGCAGCAAGAGUGCGCCGCUUCCUGCGUCGGCUGCUUAUCCUGCCAGGGCAACACCGCCCUGCCCAUCUCCUCGCUCACCAGCAGCGACUUCGACUGCGGCGGCUGUUUCGAUCCGACGAUUGGAGUGGGCGUGGGCAUCGGUGGCGGCCACAUUCAGAUCAGCACCACACCGCCGGCGAGCAGCGGCAACGGAAGCAGCAACAACGGUGCCGGAGGAGGCUCCUCAGGAAAUCACGGCUACUGGAGCACCGACGAGAUGGCUUCCACGUUUCCCGGUCUGCCGCCGCUGGACAUCGAUCCACUACCCAGCCUGUUUCCCUUCUCGCCCUGCGGCGCAUCCUACAACUUUGCCGCCGGCAAUCCGCACCAGGCCGCCUCGCUCUCCUACACAGUGCAUCCCCACCAGAUGCUCAUCUCGCCGAACUCCCACAACCACGCCCAGAUGCACUCGCAGCACCAGCAACAUCAGCAGCACCAGCAAUCCCAGGUCCAGGCAUCGCACGUGGGCAACUCGCUCCUCCAAAGCAGUGUUGGCAACAAUAUCGGCAGUAAUGGUAGUUCUGGCGUGGCUAACCCUGCCAGUUGCUACUAUGAAACCAGUGCUGGAACGGCUCCACCACCUCCUCCUCCGGCGGCAGCCAUGUAUCCCAGCAUGAGCGUGAACGUCAGCAUGAACAUGACCAUGCACCAUGGCUACGGGGCCGGGGAUGCCGGCGGAGUGCCGAUGCAGUGCUCCCAGAUGAACUGGACGCCACCCAGCAACUCCUCCUCGGCGGCAGCAGCAGCGGCGGCGGUAAAUGUGCUAUACCCACCGCUCCUGAGUCCCGGUCACUAUCCCGCCUCGGCCACAUACUCCUUCACGGCGGAUUUCCGGGCACCGGCUCCCACGGGUCUGGGUUCCCUGCCGCCGCUGACGGUGGGCGAAAAGGAGUCGCCAUCGCCGCCGGCCAACUCCUCCUUGGCUGGCUACUACCCUACGGGGGUGAGCAAUCAGGGAUACACACCGCCCCACAAAAGUCCCAGCAGCUAUCAAGCAGCCGCCCUGGGCUUGAGUCUUUCCGCCUUCGAGGACGAGGAGGAUAGCAACGAGGAUCUGGACGGGGAUGAGGGCAGCAGUGGCGGCGAGAUGAAACCCAAUCUGUGCCGGCUCUGCGGGAAGACAUAUGCUCGGCCCAGCACGCUCAAGACCCAUCUGCGGACCCAUUCCGGCGAAAGACCCUAUCGAUGCCCCGACUGCAACAAAAGCUUCUCGCAGGCCGCCAACCUGACGGCCCACGUACGCACACACACCGGCCAGAAGCCGUUCCGCUGCCCCAUCUGCGACCGGAGAUUCUCGCAGAGCUCCAGCGUCACCACGCACAUGCGCACCCACUCCGGCGAGCGCCCGUACCGCUGCUCCUCCUGCAAGAAGUCCUUCUCCGACAGCAGCACCCUCACCAAGCACCUGCGAAUCCACAGUGGCGAGAAGCCCUACCAGUGCAAGCUCUGCCUGCUCAGAUUCUCGCAGUCGGGAAACUUGAAUCGGCACAUGCGCGUCCACGGCAACAACAACACCAGCAAUGGCAGCAAUGGGGGAACCGGAGUUGGAGGAGAGUCCUCCGGCAGCGGAAGCGGGGGUGGCAACAGCCUCCUCACAUGA
This is a messenger RNA of Drosophila teissieri, 1812 nucleotides long. RefSeq names its product protein glass. Gene Ontology annotation, molecular function: RNA polymerase II cis-regulatory region sequence-specific DNA binding; DNA-binding transcription factor activity. Gene Ontology annotation, biological process: regulation of transcription by RNA polymerase II. The record is from RefSeq and is a predicted model, not a curated record. Lineage: Eukaryota; Metazoa; Arthropoda; Insecta; Diptera; Drosophilidae. The transcript is spliced from 4 exons. The coding region runs from base 1 to 1812 and encodes 603 amino acids.